This is a messenger RNA of Rotaria sp. Silwood1, 4556 nucleotides long. The record is from the annotation of a GenBank genome assembly. Lineage: Eukaryota; Metazoa; Rotifera; Eurotatoria; Philodinida; Philodinidae.
CGAACAUGUGCAACUUUUUCGCUCAUCAAUACACAUACCUCCAUUGUAAGUGACUUGAAAUUUAUCUCUGCACAAUACGACGAAUAUUGAUUGAUAAUUCGUUGAGGAAUCAUAUUUCGAAUAGUGUUCGGAGCAGGCACAAUCUCACCUAUCGAUAGCUUCAUUUUUUUCUCUCCAAACGGAAGAUCCGUGGUGAUAUAUGGCAAAAGAAUGAAGUCUAUGAAAUGCUGUACCUGUUCUUCCGUAUAUCGUACCGUUGAUCCUCAUGAUUUGUCCACCACAGCACCACGACCUAAUUAUAACAGUUUAUAUAUACAGUAACAAUCGAAAGACCUUCUCACUUACCUUUGCAGUAAGCAUGAUGCUGGGCCGAUUUGAUUUUCUAGUCCGAGAUAUUUGGAAAAUAUUGUCUGAUCACGGAAACAGGAAAAUCUGCUACAAUGAUAGCAAGAAUUUGCCGGCGAAUGGACCAAUGUUGAGCGUUGUUGUAAGCAUCGACCAUAGCCCGCAUGGCUAUGUCAAAUUUUCUACAGCACAAGAAAAAGAAAAUUUCAUAUACUGCUCAAACAACAAAACAAUCAUAUAUACUUGUUCUUUGAUAAGUGAUUAUUUUUAUAUUCGUCGUCUACAAUACCCUGCCAAAGUUCUUCAUAAUCAUCGGAUACCAGAAGCUUUGCCAAGUGUAAAAAUAUCUUUUUUGUUCGCGUUCGAUAAUCUCGCUGAUACUUCAAAGAGGCACUUGAAUACGAUAAUGACGAUUGGACUCUACCAUCGAAACCUUGGUCUCGUAGCAUCUGUCGAAAAUCUGCCAAUGCACUUCGCUGUAGGGAUGGUGAGUAUACAUCGAAUGUCCCAUCGUAUUCAUCAUCAUCAUCAUCGAUAGAUGAUUUCGUAGGAGUUGAAGGAGUGCGAACAAUAUCAUCUUGCUCGUUGUAAAGUCGCUGAAACAUAUUAUGUGCUUUUUCCGUGGUUUCAUCAGUUACGAAAUCUCUGGCAAUCAUUGUACGACAUGUAUCACAGACCCCAUUGAUUCUAAACAGACAGCUGACGGCAAAGCCAUAUAGAGACAGGCUGCACUUUAUUAAUGGAACGCAACUGUUCGCGUCUGAAAGAUGCCUUUGAUUUACCGAACAGAGGUUUACAUAAUUCAUACUUGUCAUACCGACGCGCAGUGAUUAGAUGCCGGUAAUGCGAUGCACAAAUAUUCAGAUGAUGUAGAUUGAUAGAAGGAACAGCAAAAUGACCGAUGAGGAGAAUAAAGUGUUUCAAGUCUGAUGAAACACUAAAAUUUGGAUAUCGUUUGUUAGAUUUGACAAGAUCAGUAAAGCAUAUAUAUGAACCAUGACACUGAACCUAUAUUCAAAUAAGAUGUGAGCGUAUAUAUAGAACACACUAAAACUCACAUCAGGAACAUAUGAGCCAAAAAAACAUUGAGUAUUGCUUUCAGCCAUUUGAAAAUGUGUAUAAAGUAAGAGUAAUUUUGAAUCAAGUUAGAAAUUAACUGAAACUGUAGAGUAGGUGUGCUUUUAUGACUAUUGAUACCUAUAUUUAUAAUACAACAAGAGGGAAAAAGAGUCCUUGGGGAUGUAACCUAAUUAUGUCGAAAGUAUAUAGAAUAAUUCAACUUUGUACUCCCUUCUUUUCUGUUUUGUUUCUAUGCGACUAUUUAGUCGCGAACUCGUAGAAAAUUCAAAAACGGUUUUUGUUAAUAUCGAAUGAACAUUCAUGUAUUUUUCAACUGUUCUCUGCUAAUUAGUACUAAACUAAAACAAAAUACUUUCACAUUGUAUUUAUGCACUCAUUACUCUAUCUCAAAUUCUCAACAAACAUUACGUGACAUCAUCAGAAAAAACGAAUGAUCAAGAAUACAAACAUACACAUACUAACACUAAAAUAUGUGUGAAGAAAAAAAGAAAGAAUGGAUAUUUUCAAAAGUGUGUGUUUUUUCUUUUGUUCUUUCUUCACAUUUUAGUAUUAGUACUUGUAGUUUCUAUCGUUUUUUUAUCAUUCAUUCUUCUUAUGAUACCACAUGAUUCUCCUCAAUACCCUGAGAUAGAGUAAUAAAUGCAUAAAUCAAAUCUCAAAAUAUAUCCGUUCUGACUUCAUAUUAUUUUUACAUUAUUUUCACCUGUUCUGUCGACAAAUUUUAUGUUUCCUUCUCAUUUUCUUGUUACUGAUUUUGAUCAUAAAUUUUCUUCUUUUUCAUAGUCUUGACUUUCAUAAUAUUCAGAACUUUUUCCUAAUCAUCCAUCAAUGUUACUGCUAAAUUAACAAUAGAUAUAAAUUAUAUAAUAGACUACGAACAAAGCCUAAGAUGAAGAAAAGUAUUACAAAGAAUGUAAAGUAUAACAAAAACAUUAAAUAUUCCGGAUAAUUUCUCAAAGAACACACGGAGUCUGCCUAUUUUGUAAAAUACACAUGUACAAUGACACAAGAAAAUAAAAAAACUGCGAUAUACUGCAUACAUAUGACACAGAAGUACUGAGUUAGCAUUGCACUACUGUGAUUUAUAUGACGCACAACACCAUCCAAUAAAAUCUGUUACUACGAUUUGUUCAAUUAUAUAUCGAGAAGUGCUCAACAGUGAUCAAUUCAAUUAUCCGUCGAAUUUACCACUGAUCAUCAGUUUUCAUAUUGUCUUUUCGAUUAUAAAACUUCAAACUAUUCAAAUAAAUACGUUCUCGACGUAUUCACGAAAUAAUUCAAUAGUAUAAUGUUAGAUGAGUAAAAUAAAGCUAUAUUCGAACUUUUGUGACGAAAAAUUUUAUAACCUCCGGAUGAAAUUUUUCAAUGGGGAAUAUACCAAAAGAUGCGUCGUGAAUAGGGCUACAACAUAUCAGAAAUUCAGCCUGGGAUCUCUUACUUUGAUAGAACAUUCACCCAUGGCACUGAAGCUUGAUGACUGGAAUUGUAACUUGUUUUUUUUCAAACUUGAUUCCUUUCUCAAAAACAAUUGCAUUCAAAAAAUAAUAGAAAUAGACUAUUUUGUAGAGAAUUUCAUAUUCUAUCGUUUGCGAUGUUUCGCGCCUCAAACCGUCAAAGAUGGAGAAGAAAUUCGCAAAAUACGAUCAGGAUUAAAAAAAAAGAUUUUUAGCAUAUGAUCCGAGAAGUCGAAAAAAAUGGGAUACCUGCAAUCUUCUUAUAGAUAAAUCAAAGUGAGUUGAUAUUUUAGUUUCCUUAGUAAAUUUUUAUGAGCUUUCGAAUGAGAUGAUCAAAGUCAAAAUCUAAAUCUUUUCCGCCGCCACGAUGGUCGGUAUUCUGGCGGACCCUCUCUUAAAGAAGAAAUAAAUUCAUGUGAAAACAGUCUAGUUGUUCAUUUAAUUAUAAUUGAAUUUCAUCAUAAAAAAGGGUCAUCAGGUAUGAUGUUAAUUAAUAUUUAUUUAAAAUAAAAGUAAAAAAAUGUUUAGAUCGAAUAUAGUUAUCCAUUAUUAAAUGAACCAAUUGAUGAAUAUUGGUCAAAUAUAGGAAUUUUAGCAUUACCAGAUGGUGUACAUCAGAGACAACAUGAUUUAAUUUAUUUUCAUCUUCCAUCUAUUGAUCAUCAAGACCACAAUAAAAAAAAACAUUAUUUGCCUGCUUAUGGAAAUGUAAGUGAAGAACUUAAAUUGUUAACUGAAAAAUAUUUUGAAGAAAAAAAUUUUAAUGAAAGAAAAAUGUUUGAAGAAUUUUUUGAUAAAUUAAAUAAAAAUCCUCCUAAAUUCAAUUUAAAAUAUUAUUUUGCUCGUGACCUUGUUUAUCGUUAUCGACAUUUAAUAGAAACUGGUUUAAAUGAAUGUACAUUAAUUGAUGAAAAAAGUGAUAUUGAAAAUGAAAUAAAUUUAAAUGAAAGCGAAGGUAUUGUUUUCUCAAGAAAUGAUAAUAAACAAAUUGAUUUUGAUAAUAUAAAAUUAAAAACAUUAAAAAUAGUUGGUGAAGAUAUUAAAAAUAAAUUAUUAAAACGAGCUACAUCAAUAACAAAUAAAUUAUCAGAUACCCUUAAUCAUUUAACUUCAACAACAUCAACAUCAACAUCAAUAACCAUAAAUAAUAGUGAAAUUUUUCAUUUAAUUGAUCAAUAUGAAUUUAAUCGUUUAUUUCGUCAACAAAAUAAUAUUGAUUUUAUAUUAACUGAUUAUGAUGAUGAUUUUAUAAUUCAAUCACCAUUAUUAAAACAACAACUUCAAUUAACAACAGCUGAUUUAAGAUUUAUUCAAUUAUUUGAAGAUUCACAAUCAAAUGAUGAAGCAAUUAAUGGUUUUAAUCCAUUAUUUGUUAAAUCAUUUCAAUCAACAAAUACAUUUCGUUUAUGGCAAUCAAAAGGGCCUUAUCCAUAUAUUGAUCAAAUUCCUCCACGUGUAAAUGAUGUUAAAUUACGUGUUGCUCAGUAUGUAUUUAAUGAAUUUGGUUUUCUUAAAAAUAAAACAAAAUUGUUUUGCAGUGUUCUUGAUGAUUCUGAAGCUGCAACUAAAGUACUUGGACAAGCAAAGAAUUCUCUAUUUAGUUCAGUUAUUGGAACAAUAAAUCAAGGUAAUCAAUGGUUAUCAAAAGGUCAAUCAUCAUCUUCAACAUCUGAUUAA